Messenger RNA from Chenopodium quinoa (quinoa), 2199 nucleotides. RefSeq lists its product as uncharacterized. The transcript is spliced from 7 exons. The coding region runs from base 286 to 2199 and encodes 637 amino acids. Lineage: Eukaryota; Viridiplantae; Streptophyta; Magnoliopsida; Caryophyllales; Amaranthaceae. The record is from RefSeq and is a predicted model, not a curated record.
AGUUGACCAGGCUAUUUCGGUCUUUUUGCUUUGACAUUGCAUGUUGUCUCAGUGGGCUGACGCGUGGCAAUUCCUCUUUCUUUGUCAGUGUUCUGCAGCUUACUCUUUUUCUUUCUUUCCUGCUUUCUUUUCCCAUUAGCUAAGUCUUUCUUCCUUUUUGUUUUUCCUUUUUUUUCUUAGUAAAUUAAUUGUUGAUUUUUUAAUGUGUGGGUGUUGCAGCGGCUGUGUCAAUGGCUUAAUUUCAAGGAGUUGGUGGUGGUGUAGUUGCGCGAUUUCGAGGAGUUAAUGGUGGUGUUGUUGCGCGAAUUCGCGGAGCUGAUGGUGGUGUAUAUGCCCAAUUUGAAGGACCUGGUGGUGGUAUUUUUUUGGAUCUGGUUGUUUUGUGCUAUGAGGGAAAAAAAUAAUAAUUGUAGGUGUAUGCACUUGGAGCUGGCUGUGCUGGUAAAAUUAAUUGCAGCUACUGGUGCUGAUGCACCUAUUAAUUUUAAGAGACCAUCAUUUCAAGGUCGAAAAUCAAAGCGAAUGAGUGCUUUGGUAUCAACUCAUAAUUCUACUAGUCAAGCAGAACAACCAAGAUCGAAAAAGCCUAAAUCAAGACCUUCGAAAUAUAUUGUACUUGAAAAGAGGCCUUCGACUCACAGAUCUACACCAACAAAUGGCCAAAGUUCAAAACAGCUAAGGGAUGCAGCUAAAAAUCAAAGAGUAUAUAAUGCUCCCACUUCAGAUGAAGUUGCUGUUAUCUGGCCUGAUAGUGUUUCGUCAAGUCAGAGUUCAUGGCCACAUGUUCUUGUAACAACAAAGUCUUCAAAGUCUCAUCGGAUUUCUCAUUUUUAUGGGUGCUAUGAUCCUUUGCAGUAUCUCUUGCUAUUCCCAAGAGGUGAAUGUGGUUGGCAUCAGGGUUUAAAGAAAACUUCUUAUGGUGGAGGCAGACAAGUGGCAACUGAACCUGAUCCGAUACAGUCCUGCGCAGUGCACACUCCGGCAAAUUUUCUAGAUGCAGAAGCUGCUCAAGCUUCUGGAAAACAUACCAAAGCUGAUAAGAAUAUCUCUGCAAGGGAGUACUAUUGUUAUAAGCUUCAAAUUAGACCAGUAAACAUGUUGUUAAGAGCAGGCCGUGCAUUUUUGCAGUAUAUCACAGACAUGUAUAUCAAAGUUGAAAACACAAGGUUAGAUUUUUUUCGGCAAAAUCAGGAUACAAUAAGAGCGGAUCUUUAUAAAUGGAUUCUAGACACUGUAGAGAGUGGCCAGACAAGUGCAGCUAAUGUUGGUCAUAAGUUCAUUUUGCCACCAUCAUUUAUAGGAGGCCCUCGUGAUAUGAAAAGGAGAUAUCUGAAUGCAAUGGCUCUUAUGCAGAAAUACGGGAAACCUGAUCUCUUUGUCACUAUGACCUGCAAUGAAAAUUGGCCAGAGAUAAAAGAUGAGCUAGAGCCUGGUGAGACCGCACAAGACCGGCCAGACUUAGUUGCUCGUAUAUUUCGAGCAAAGUUGAUUGCUCUGAAAAACAAAAUAAAAAAAGAUGAAGUAUUUGGUAAAGUGGCAGCAAUGAUAUAUGUCAUAGAGUUUCAGAAAAGAGGAUUGCCACAUGCUCAUUUCCUAUUGAUUCUAGAGCAACAGCAUAAGAUGAAGUGUCCUGCUGAUUAUGAUAAAUAUGUCUGUGCAAAAAUACCUCCUGUUACUCAGCCUGAGCUGCGUAAAAUUGUGUUAAGGCAUAUGAUGCAUGGACCAUGUGGCCGCUUAAAUCCAGAGUGCCCUUGUAUGAGAAAGAAGGCUAAUGUUAUUUCUUGUAAAAAUGGGUAUCCAAAACAAUUCACCGUACAAACAACAACAAAUAAAGAUGGCUAUCCUUACUAUAAGAGAACUGAUACUGGAGAACAAUUGAAAGUCAGAAAUGCUCAGUUAGAUAACCGAUGGGUUGUCCCUUAUAACCCCUAUCUCACAGCACUAUUUUAUUAUCAUUUGAACGUAGAAGUUUGUUCAACUAUUAAAGUAGUGAAAUAUUUAUAUAAGUAUGUUUACAAGGGACACGAUCGAGUGGCCUUCAAUAUUCUGGCUGAAGAUAAAAAUUGUAACGAUGAAAUUGCUCAGUUUCAGUCGGGGAGGUGGUGUCGCCAUGUGAGGCAGCUUGGAGAAUUUUUGGAUUUGAUUUAUUUGAGAUGCAUCCACCAGUAUUACCUUUGUCAGUUCAUAUUCCAGACAUGA